CCUACAGCACAUAAUGGUCAGUGUGCCGGCGGUAACCGCUGCCGUUGUCCUACUCGCGGCUCCUCCAGUGUCCCUGUGAUGGUGAAGAGGCGAAACACCGGCUGCUGUACUUCACACGACAGCUAGCCUCCUGGGAGGCGAGUCCCAAUGCCAUGGCCUCCAGCCACAGCUCCUCCCCAGUGCCUCGUCCCCGUGGUGGAGGCCGAGAUGGGAUCUAUCACAAGGAGCGGGAUCCCUCGCCCGCUCGCUGCCGGCCCGUCCGCUCCCUGCCUGACGUCUGCCCCAAGGAGCCCACUGGUGAGGGGCGGGGCCUGUGCGACGGCCCGUCGGUGGUGGCGGAGCACGACAGGUGGACGGUGUACAGCUCGAAGGUCAACCUCCCCGCCGCGCUGAACGACCCUCGGCUCGCCAAGCGGGAGUCCGACUUUUUCACCAAAACAUGGGGCCUGGACUUCGCAGAGACAGAGGUGAUGCCCUCCUUCUACCUCCCCAACAUCACCAGGGAACACUUCGGGCCCUACCUGCAGGAGAUGGCUCAGAGGGAAAAAAUCCACGAACGCUGCAGGACGAUCUGUCCAAACAAAGAUGAUGUGGACGCCGUCUCCAGUGUCACUACCAACAACGACAAAUCCAGAGCUGAGCUGGAACAAGUCCCAAAGAUCUUCUUGAAGCCCGACUUUGCUCUAGAGGACCCGGCCACCUUCAACACCGUCCUGCCUUGGUCGCACUUCAACAGCGCCGGAGGGAAGAGCAGCAGAGACGUGGCCUCCUCCAAACUGCUGCAGGAGAAGUUGAGUCACUACCUGGAUGUGGUGGAGGUGAGCAUCGCCCGGCAGAUCUCCCUGCGCUCCGAGGCGUUUUUUCACGCCAUGUCCUCGCAGCACGAGCUGCAGGACCAGCUGCAGAAGACGCAGCGGGCCGUCGCUGUCCUGCGGGGCCGGACCGCUGCCAUGGAUCGCGUCAUGUGCCAGGGGCCGCUGCGGGCCCUCUGCACCGCUCUGACCCGCAACAAUUGCGUGAAGCUGCACAACAAGCUGAAACUGAUGGCAGCUGUGCAUCAGACGCAGCCCACCGUGCAGCUGUUGCUCUCCACCUCUGAGUUUGUCGGCGCGCUGGAGCUCAUCGCCACCACCAAGGAGGUGCUGCAGCAGGAGCUACAGGGAAUCCACAGCUUCAGACAUCUGGGCUCCCAGCUGUGCGAGCUGGAGAAGCUGAUUGAUAAGAUGAUGGUGGAGGACUUCAGCAUGUACGCCCGCAGCGACCUGCACCGCUGCCUGAAGGAGGAGCCGCAGGUCCUGGAGAAGGAGCGUCUGGAGUCGCUGGUGUUUGGGCUGCUGAGACAGAGGAAGCUGGACUUUCUGGAUAUUUACAGCGAUGAGAUGAUCCUGGCUGCUAAGGCCAUCGUCAGUCAGUGUGUGGCAGAGAGUGUUUUGAACAUAGAGGACAUUGACACUGAAGUUGUUACCAAGCUGGCUGAUCAGAUGCGCCUGAUGACGUUCCCUCAGUGGUUUGAGCUGCUGCAAAAUGUCUUUGAGAGUUUCCUUCUCUUCCUGAAAAGAAUCAAGGCCACUCUGAGCGUGAUCCGAAAUGUGGUUGUGGAAGUUCUGGACUCAAACCAGAAGAACCGGCUCCCGGAGGAGGCAGGUUCAGACGCCUCGGGCCAGGAGUCUUCCCGGGGUCCGUCGCUCGUGCAGGGGGAGGCCGAGCUGGCCUACCUCACCCACGAGGGUCUGUUCAUCAGCGACGCUCUGAACGAGGCCCAGCAGCAGCAGCAGUCGGCGGCCCAGGAUCAGAGCUCCGUGGCGGGCUCCAGGAUCCAGCAGGGCAGGGCGGGGUCAACUGGCGGAGACUCAGCCUCUGGGACCACAGAGACCUUCAUCUCCGGUGAGAACAUGAUGCCCACUGAGCUGGAGAUGAACCGCGUGAUCAACAACAUCCAGGAGCUGCUGUACACCACCUCCGACAUCAGCCACGACCGCUGCGCCAAAGUCCUCACAGCCAGAGCCAAGGACGGUUCUCUGGAGCGUCUGAGCUCGGCCGAGUUCGUGUGUCUCUCUCAGGCGGUAGAGGCUUUCGUCAGGGACACGGAGGAGCUGUGCGGCAGGCGCAGUGUCUCCCUGAGGGGGGCGCUGCAGAGCCAGGCCAACCGCUUCGUCCACCGCUUCCACGAAGAACGCAAGACCAAACUCAGCCUCCUCCUGGACAACGAGCGGUGGAAGCAGGCAGAGGUUCCCGCUGAGUUUCAGGAUCUCGUCAACUCCAUCGCCGACGGCAGGAUAACACUACCAGAGCGCAAGACCCCAGGUCCAGAUGACAAGAAGCCCGCCGAGUUUCUGCUCGUCAACGGGCAAAAAUACGCCGUCGUUGGGACGGUUCUGCUGCUGAUCCGGAUCUUUCUGGAAUACUGUCAGUGCGUCAACGACAUCCCAUCCAUCGCCACCGACAUGCUGACACGUCUGUCAGACCUCCUCAAGCACUUCAACUCUCGGAGCUGCCAGCUGGUUCUGGGAGCCGGGGCGCUGCAGGUCGUGGGCCUCAAGACCAUCACCACCAAAAACCUCGCAUUAGCUUCCCGUUGCCUGCAGCUGGUGGUUCACUACAUUCCCAUCAUCAGAGCUCACUUCGAGACCAAACUGCAGCCCAAACAGUUCAGCGUCCUCAGACACUUCGACCACAUCACCAAGGACUACAAUGAUCACAUAGCAGAGAUCUCAGCCAAGUUGGUGGCCAUCAUGGACAGUCUGUUUGAGAAGGUUUUAUCAAAGUAUGAAGUGAAGGCUCCGAUGCCCUCGGCCUGCUUCAGAAACGUCUGCAAACAGAUGGCGAAGAUGCACGAAGCCAUUAGUGAACUUUUACCUGAAGAACAGACUCAGAUGUUGUUUCUGAGGAUAAACGGCAGUUUUAAGAUGCACCUGAAGAGGCAGCUGGCUCGACUCGGGGUCGUGAACGACGGGGGACCGCAGCACGGGCUGGUGGUGGUGGACGUUGCGUUCUACGCGGAGAACGUCCAGGUGCUGAGGAGCCUCGAGCGGCUCGACCUGAACAUGGCUGAGAUCUGGGAGCAGAAGAGGUGAUGGAGGACAGAGUCCGGACGUCCAGGACCGACCGACACGGUGACGGGGGGCCCACCCCGGGGGCCAACAGUGGCCGGCUGAGGGCGGAGGAGGCCCGGAGGGACCAAAAACACACAACUGGAGCAGCAACGCACCGGGGCUUCCUGCACAGCUCCACCUUAAAAGACUUUAUCAAGUAACACACAGAGCCUCCGUAAAAACUGCUGCCACCUCAUCUCACUGUGUGCAAUUCAACAGAAAUACUAGUAAAUUAUUAGAGGCGGUUUUAGUGGGAGUAGAUGUAGAUAAUGUUUGAGGGAGUGGCGGGGUAAUUUAUUUUUCUGUCGUCUUGGAAACCUUCUGUACCGUGGCAGACUUUUACUCUGGCGGGGAAUUUCCAGCAUCGGCGCACACCGAAACCGGGUUUUUCUGUGGCUGCUUCUGCGAGGGUUCGGGGUUCAAGGGACGAAAUGAUUCUGUCUUGGAAACGUCUCCCUCCUUCCUGCUCUGAGAGAGUCGACGGGGUCUCGUGACGGUGUCUCCAAACCUCAUUCAGCAGCCGAAAAACACGCAGAUGUUAAAUAGAUUCUUCAGUUUUUAUACUUGGGACAAGAAUAUUUUCCGGACUUCUUGCGUUCCAGGCCCGGAAUUCCAGACUCUUAGAGACGUGGAGGAACCCUAAGGAGGCGGGAGCCGACAGAAAGGUGUAACUGAAGCGUUGAGUUCCUGAAAUACUUAGAUAAACCAGAUCCACAUCCUGUCCUUACCAAAGUAAAAUACUUUCUAAUUUGGGAAUUCAAAACUUCAGUUGCAUUUUUUCCCUUUAAACAAUCCAAUCAUGUAUUAAGUGACGAUCCAGAGACGAAGGUGGAGUUAUUUUUAUUUUUUUUAAAUAAAUGUAGAAGAGUUUGACUGCAGAACAUGAAGCAUGAAUUUCAGCUGUUAACUCAGACUGUCGACCUUCUCCCACCUAAUGUACUUUUAAUUUAAUCUGCAUGAGCUUUUUGUUUCCUCCGAGGCUGAAACGACACAGAAAGGAACAGAGAGUCUGAUCUACUUCUAUUUAUUUAAUGUCUGAACUGGAUUUUCUCCCGGGUUAGGGUUUGGUUUUUUUUUUAAAGGGUAAAAUCAACUUGCAGGGUUUCCUCCUCUGUGAGAAGAUCAGAGUCAAAGCUGCACAAGGUGAAAUUUUUCCCGCUAAACCAGUUAUUUGCUCAUUAAUCAACCUGGUUGAUGGUUUGUCCGGAAUGAAUCAAACGUCUCCAUGAGCAGCGGCGUGGAACCAUCUCCUGACCGGAGCAGAAGCGAGGGCUUCCUCCGAUGUGGCGAAGAGGCGGCAGCUCGCCGCGUGCGGCCGCUCUUCUUCAGCUCGUGGAGUUAAGAGUCGGGGCGACGCACGUUGACGAGUAAAACACCAGCACUGGCGGAAACCCGCCAGUUACUUUGGACGGAGGUGGCGUGUUAAGCAGCAGGUUCGGCCGUUGGUAGUUGCUUCUCCGUCGACUCAAGUCAGCAGAAGUGUCCUGCCAUUUGUUCGUGUCGAACACAAACGGGGUGGAAAUCUCAGCCGCCCUCCAUCUGGUGCUCAAAUCGGUACUGUGCCGCUGGGGUUUGAGGCGCUCCCUGUCAUCAGACCUGUUCUCAGGACUGCGUUCGCGUGGAUCAACUUGAGAUCCACAGUUCCUCCACUCACCUGUUGGAGCUGCGUUUUUUGUUUUUUUCCCACGCAGAGAGUUUAGCGACCGCAGCAAACUCCCGGCGUAGCUCGACCCACCUCAGGCCUUAGCACGGGUCUGAAUACCUGAAAACACCUGCGCUCGCCCGGUUCCGCCACACCUGGUGCCAAAGUGCAGCUUUCGCUGAAAGAUCAGAUUCUCUGUUCCCGAGUGACGUUCAGCUGCUCUGAGCUCCGACCAAACGCAACGACACACAUCUGUCCAGCUGCGGUCUCAUCACCUUCGCCAGUGCAACCAGUGAGCGCUGCUGACUGUGAGGUUCCCUUCGGGUUCUGACCGCCGCAUUAAUCAGCAGCGUUUUUCAGGAUAAUUGUCCUGAGCCGACGAAGCCGUUCACUCAGUUAACGGAUCAUUUAAAUUAAUAAAACCAUGGCCGGUGUUGGCUCCGUGAUUUAGAGACAAAUCUGCCGGACGAAUCCUGUAUGUAGAGUCAGAACUACUGUGUGUGGUCUAAGUGUACUGGACUGUACUGGACUGUAGAGGUGUGACGUGACCGCAGCUUCCGUUUCCUGUCCGAGACUCACCCGAGAACAAAAAAGCAUCAACUAUCAUCAGUGUCUGCUUCAGAAGUGCCUACUUUUGAUUGACUGUCAGAGACGACACAUCUGAGCUCUCCACUACAGUGUGCCUACCAUACCACUGUGUGUGUGUGUGUGUGUGUGUGUGUGUGUGUGUGUGUGUGUGUGUGUAUAUGUGUGUGUGUGAGAGAGAGAGAGAGAAUGCGUCGACCCUCUCUGUUGGGUUCAGAUGAGUCGGGGCAGCAUGUCUGAGAACCCAAAAUGUCUCGAAUCCUUCAAACCUGCUGUGAAUAAAACAGGAUGAUGGAGCGACUUGUUCUCAGUCUUUUCUCUGCUGCAGGUUCUCGGCGUCCGGACGGACGAUCGGUCCCGACUCUUUUCAGUGACGCUGCCGAUACGAUAUCUGAGUUUCAGGGCCGAUACAAAACGGUGCUUCCUAUGAACUUAGAUUGAGGAGCCAUCUUUCUCAGACUGGUCUUUAACCGUCGUUCAACAGAAAAGCAGCCGCACAACUUUGCCAGAUGCGAUGAUGGGACUCGAUAC
Xiphias gladius (swordfish) is the source of this 5850-nucleotide messenger RNA. It is a transcript of the gene vps54, whose product is annotated as VPS54 subunit of GARP complex. The record is from RefSeq and is a predicted model, not a curated record. The transcript is spliced from 23 exons. Gene Ontology annotation, molecular function: syntaxin binding. Lineage: Eukaryota; Metazoa; Chordata; Actinopteri; Istiophoriformes; Xiphiidae. Gene Ontology annotation, cellular component: GARP complex. Bases 153 to 3074 code for a protein of 973 amino acids. Gene Ontology annotation, biological process: retrograde transport, endosome to Golgi; Golgi to vacuole transport.